UUUGAAGUGGGCGGGUUUAAAUGUCAGCAGCAACUGUGCUGUUCUACUUUCCUGAAGACCACAGCGAGCUGCUUUCUGUCUCGUCGUGCCAAUAUGUUUUUCUAAAGCGUGGAGUUUAUCAAAUUCACAAAAUGUACAGAGGACUGCUAUUUAUGACCGUCAUAUGGAGUGCGACGGGGUUCAACGUUCAAAUAACCCCAGUGAAGCAUUUCAAAAAUGAUGAUCCACUCUUUGGUCAAACCAUUAUUCAAUCAACAGAUGGAUUUUUCGUUCCUUCCCCAAAUACUGGAGCGCUUUUCAGAUGCACUUUAAAAGAUGAAUGCGUUAAAGUAAAUUCUAAUGAUGAAAAACGUAAAGGCCUGAGACCAGUAGCAUCAGUAUCUAGCCUGACAUUAGAAGAGGAACAACUAGUCAUGAUGUGUAAUCAAAUUCGUGCAAAAAUCAAUAAGGCAGAGGAUUUGAACGGAGAUUGCAAACUGAUGAAUCCCUCGGGAGGAGUCCUUGGAAAUCCGAAUCCCGUUGCAUUGGUCAACAGCAACAACAACAACAAUCAUUAUCAAGGUGCAAGGCCUGACCAAGAUCAAUGGAGGAUGAAAAGAGACGCCCAGCCAUACAGGGACACAAAAGAUAAGGAUUAUAACGUUAAUGUGCCGCUGCCAUCAGGCUCUGCACUUCUGGAUCCUGCUACAAAGCAAAUGGAAAAUGAAAAACUCAACAGAAACAACAACAACAAUCAUUAUCGAGGUGGAAGGAUUGAGAAAGUUAAACGGAGGAUGAGAAGAGACGCCCAGCUGGAUAGUGGCACAGAUGAAGAUGAGGAUGAUGAUGAUCCUGGGACAGAGAUUGCUUUUGUGCUGGACGGCUCUGGCAGCAUUAAAUAUGACGACUUUCAGAGAGCCAAAGACUUCAUGUACAAUGUCAUGUUCAAUGUUUGGAACACAUGUUUCGAUUGUAACUUUGCGAUAGUGCAGUAUGGCAGCAAGAUCAGGACAGAGCUCUCGCUGCUAGACAAUGAAAACGGGACCAGAUCCUUGCAAAAGGUCAAAGCAAUACAGCAACUUUACAAUCUCACGAAGACCUCCUCGGCCAUCCAUCAUGUCCUCACAGAUACUUUCAUCCCUGAGAACGGAUCAAAGGUUAACGCCAAAAAAAUCAUCAUUGUAUUGUCUGACGGAGAAAUUUUAGGAGACACUAUGAAUCUUACUGAUGUGUUGAACAUGCCACAAAUGAAAGGUGUCACUCGCUAUUCCAUAGGAGUUGGGGAUGGCAUUCUUACAAAACCUGAAGCAAUACAACAGAUGAUAGACAUAGCAGACCGUGGCAAAUUUUACAACGUUUCUAAUUAUGCUGCAUUAAAUGACAUCCUGUCAUCACUGCAACAAAGUUUAAUUGGAAUUGAAGGCACUCAGCAAGGUGCAGGAUUUCAGUUCCAGCUUGCUGAAGCUGGUUUCAGCUCCCAUCUCAUAGAGAAAAGUUCCUAUCUUUUCGGGGCGGUCGGAGCCUAUGACUGGAGCGGUGGAGUCUUCUUACAGUCUGGUAACGCUGUGCAAUUCUUGAAUCACUCUAAUGGACCCAAAUUUUCCUAUUUAGGUUACAGUGUCACAUCUGCUAAAGUACAACCCAGUAAAACACUCUACAUAUCUGGUGCACCACGGUACAACUUGACUGGUGGCGUAUUUAUUUUUGACGGCUCUGGAAAGUAUGUGCUCCAGGGAGAUCAGGUCGGAUCUUACUUUGGAUCAGUUCUUUGUGCCGUGGACAUCGAUAGAGAUGAAUACACAGAUUAUCUAUUCGUUGGAGCACCGCAUUUUCAUCUAAACGGAGAAGAAGGCAAAGUGCUAGUGUACAAACUGAAUCAGGGUAAGUUUGAGAGCGCAUCCAUGGAGCUGAAAGGCGAUGAAGGACAGAUCUUCGCCAGGUUUGGUGCAGCCAUCGCUUCUAUAGGAGACAUCGAUGGGAACGCGUUAAAUGACGUAGCAGUUGGCGCUCCUCUAGAAACAGAUUCCUCUGGAAGCAUUUACAUUUACAAUGGAUUAAAAGAUGGAUUUCGCUUUUCACAGAAAAUAUCUCCCUCAGAUUUUGGAAGUAAACUUGUGCACUUCGGCCUGUCAGUAAGCGCUGUACCAGCUUCAAAAAAAGCCUCCAUCGCUGUUGGAAGUCAAGGAGGAGUGUUUGUUUUCGAGACUAUCCCUGUUGUUACCAUUCAAUUACGUACAUCGAUUCAAUCAGUCAUUCCUCUCCAUCACCAGAUGGUUGAAAUAUCCAGCAAAGUUGAUAUAACGUACCAAAUAUGCUUUCAUGUGAUAAAUGGAAAGCUUGAAAUUGAUCUUCCUAUUAAGUACCAAAUUGCCUUGGACACUGGAGUAAACAAAAAGCGCCUCACUGUUGACGGCAGAGAUCUCUUAGAAAAAAAGUUCACCUUGAAACCAGAUGAAGAGUGUGUACCUGUUAUCAACCUUAAAUAUUUGGGCUGUUUUGAUUGUUUUUCACCUAUUAAAAUCAAGUUAAAUUUUUCACUGGAUAACCCUCAAAAUGAUGCCCCUAAACGGAUCCUUAAUGCAUUUACUCCAACAGAGGCUGUAAAUGAGAUUUCUUUUGAAAAGGAUUGCAAGACUGCAGACUGUAAACCACACAUCACAUUAUCUGAUUCAAAAAUUAGUGAAACCUUGAUCAUAAUCGGAGAAACUCAAAGCUUGAGCGUCAAUUUCAAUCUUAAAAACUAUGAAGACUCUUCCUAUAUGACCAGCCUGACUCUGACCUUCCCCAGCAUACUGAGUCAGAAGAAAAUAAAAGGCACCACCUGUCCUGUGCAGAACGACAAUCAGAUACAGUGUAAUCUCCAUCACCCUGUUUUCAGAAGAGGAGUAGAGACCAACCUUUUCAUUUCAUGGCAGCUCAAUGACACGAAAACAGAUUUGAAGAAUGCUGAGAUUACUGCUAAUCUAACCAGUCAGAAUAAUGGCUCUGAGAUACUGGACUUUAAAAUAUAUCCGUUUGCUGUGAAGUAUUCCCUGCCAAUCCAGCUAACCAGCAAAGCCAACCCGAGCAGACUCAGUAUUGAAGAGGGGGAAAAUGUAAAGACUCAGAGUUUGAAUUUUUCAUUUCGGUUUGCAGGUGAAAAUAAGUACGGCGCUACAAUCAGUGUAGUUGUAACCAUUAAAAAGGAAACUUUCAAAACUGAUUUGGACAUCGUUAGAGUCACACCGCAUGAGGUGUGCGUUUAUCCAAAAAAUACUAAAGUGGAGGAGUCCUAUGUCAUCAGAUGUAAUAUAACGAAGCUGCAGGAAAUCAAAAUCGAUGCCAGUGUUUUGAUACAUGAUGCUAAGGACAAAGACAAGAUCACUGCCACAGGAACAUACAGCUUUGAUGAGACCAUCUAUGCUGCGAAGAAUACAGAUUACAGGAACAUCCCGGUGGAGGUGAUAAUUACGAAGCUGCAUGUGACCACAUCUAAAGGUUCCAUCAUCGGAGGAUCCAUAGGCGGCUUUCUGCUCCUCUUCAUCAUCAUUAUCGUUCUCAUUAAGUGUGGCUUUUUCCGUCGCCGCCAUAAAGUGGAUCAAGCACAGAGUCCAAACUGAAGCCCGGGAGGAACCCUAUAUUAUCAUAUAUCUUGCUUAAGUUUGUAUCAAAAUAUGUUGUUUGUAAGAUGAAUGUUAUAGUCUUGUUUUAUUGUGAGCGUAACAUUAAGAAUAUGUUUUUAAUGAUUGUUUGUAUUUAAUAUUGAAUAUAUAGAAAUAAUUAAAUAUAAAAUAUGUGUUUCUAAAUAAAUCGAAUCCUAAAAAAUUCCACAAUUAAGGGGCUAACUGCUAUUUCCUGAUGGAUUUUUUUAUGAUCUAUCAUUUAUUGUAUAGCGUCUAUUGCAAUCAAAUGGCAAUAUAAAAUUUAUAAACCCAUUUUCUUUAAAAAAAACAUUAUUUUGGUUCCCUCACCUGGUUUAGGAUGAUUUCCCAGCCCGGUCAAGGUCAUGUUUAACUAGUUGCAUGGUGGUUCAUAGUAAGUUGAACAGUUCUCAAACACUUUAUAAAACACACAAGCGUAUAACCAACUUGCUCGGGCUGGGAGAGCAAAGAGAUAUCACACUGUUUUGAAACUGGAAAUAAAGUCUAUAGUGUUCA
Molecule: messenger RNA, 4115 nt
Organism: Puntigrus tetrazona (Sumatra barb)
Lineage: Eukaryota; Metazoa; Chordata; Actinopteri; Cypriniformes; Cyprinidae
Gene: itgae.2
Product: integrin, alpha E, tandem duplicate 2
Exons: 34
Coding region: 21-3578 (1185 amino acids)
Biological process (GO): cell-matrix adhesion; cell-cell adhesion; integrin-mediated signaling pathway
Cellular component (GO): external side of plasma membrane; integrin complex
Molecular function (GO): integrin binding
Source: RefSeq, a predicted model, not a curated record